Messenger RNA from Aspergillus pseudoviridinutans, 219 nucleotides. RefSeq lists its product as uncharacterized. The transcript has a single exon. The record is from RefSeq and is a predicted model, not a curated record. Bases 1 to 219 code for a protein of 72 amino acids. Lineage: Eukaryota; Fungi; Ascomycota; Eurotiomycetes; Eurotiales; Aspergillaceae.
AUGAAGUUCCUCAACCUCCUCAGCCUUUCCCUCCUCCUCGCUGUGGCCAGCGCCGCGGCUGUCCCAGAGGUCGAGGGCACCAUUACCAACGACGCAGCCUCCCCCUCCAACAACCUCGCCGAUAAACGCGACCUCUGCCGCCAGGUCUGCCUCAACAACCAGAUGUGCGGUGGUAAAUGUCCCAGAUGCGACAAGAAAUCUCUCACCUGCAAGGCUUAG